Messenger RNA from Oreochromis aureus, 5235 nucleotides. RefSeq names its product myosin VIb (gene myo6b). Gene Ontology annotation, cellular component: actin cytoskeleton; cytoplasm; endocytic vesicle. The record is from RefSeq and is a predicted model, not a curated record. Gene Ontology annotation, molecular function: microfilament motor activity; actin filament binding; ATP binding. NCBI's taxonomy places the organism in Eukaryota, Metazoa, Chordata, Actinopteri, Cichliformes, Cichlidae. Bases 237 to 4007 code for a protein of 1256 amino acids. The transcript is spliced from 33 exons. Gene Ontology annotation, biological process: inner ear auditory receptor cell differentiation; endocytosis; inner ear morphogenesis.
CGUCACCGGUGAUCACCGGAGCUCGAGCGUAGCCUGUCACCCAGACAGCCCGCUGCUAUUUCAUCCGUCCUGUCCUGCUGCAGGAAGAAACACCGACAAAGCUGGGAAGCUGGACCAGUGCUACACACAUACAACCGCAUGAGGAGCAUAAAACUUUUUACUGUCACCGUGAACGUAAAUUUAACUGCUUGAAGGAUUUCACUUAGUUGUGUGCCUGUGCUGACUGGAGGUAAAUCAUGGAGGAUGGGAAGCCAGUGUGGGCGCCCCACCCCACUGACGGGUUCCAGCUGGGCACGAUCACUGACAUAGGAGCCGACACACUCACCAUAGAACCGCUAAACCAAAAGGGCAAGAUUUUUCUCGCUCCGAUGAACCAAGUCUUCCCUGCUGAGGAUGAUGUCAACAAGCAUGUAGAUGACAACUGUUCCUUAAUGUACUUGAAUGAAGCCACUCUCCUCAACAAUGUUAGAGUGCGGUACAGUAAAGACCACAUCUAUACAUAUGUGGCAAAUAUCUUGAUAGCUGUUAAUCCAUACUUUGACAUUCCAAAACUGUACGGCCCAGAUGCCAUCAAGUCAUACCAAGGGAAGUCACUGGGCACCCUGCCACCUCACGUCUAUGCUAUAGCGGACAAAACCUACAGGGACAUGAAGGUUUUGAAGAUGAGCCAGUCCAUCAUAGUUUCAGGUGAAUCUGGUGCAGGAAAGACUGAAAACACCAAGUUUGUUCUCAGAUAUCUGACCACAUCAUAUGGAAGCGGUCAAGACAUUGAUGAGAGAAUUGUUGAAGCAAACCCCCUUCUUGAGGCCUUUGGAAAUGCAAAAACAGUCCGAAACAAUAACAGCAGUCGCUUUGGGAAGUUUGUAGAAAUCCACUUCAACAGCAAGAACGCAGUUGUGGGUGGAUUCGUCUCACAUUACUUGUUGGAGAAGUCAAGGAUUUGCAUGCAAAGUAAUGAAGAGAGGAACUACCACAUCUUCUACAGACUAUGUGCGGGAGCAUCUGAAGACCUAAAGAAGAAAUUACACCUUGACUCUCCAGACAAUUUCAGGUACCUGAACCGAGGAUGCACCAGAUAUUUUGCCAGUAAGGACUCCGACAAACAAAUCAUGCAGAAUCGUAAGAGUCCUGAGGACAAUAAGCACGUAAAGACGGGCGCUCUAAAGGACCCUCUUCUGGAUGACCACGGUGACUUUAACAGGAUGUGUGAGGCCAUGAAAAAGAUUGGUCUGAACGACACAGAGAAGCUGGACCUGUUCAGGGUUGUCGCUGGUGUCCUGCAUCUGGGCAACAUUGAUUUUGAGGAAACAGGCAGCUCUUCGGGUGGUUGUGUCCUAAAGAAUCAGUGCAACGACUCUCUUCAGUACUGUGCUGAUUUGUUGGGGCUGGAUCAGGAUGACCUACGCGUCAGCCUCACAACCAGGGUGAUGCUCACUACAGCAGGGGGCGCCAAAGGAACAGUUAUCAAGGUGCCUCUAAAGGUGGAGCAAGCAAACAAUGCCCGCGAUGCCCUGGCCAAGGCUGUGUACAGCCGCCUCUUCGAUCACGUGGUCAAACGAGUGAACCAGUGCUUCCCCUUCGAGACCUCCUCCAACUUUAUUGGAGUGUUGGACAUUGCUGGGUUUGAGUAUUUUGAGCAUAACAGCUUUGAGCAGUUCUGUAUCAAUUACUGCAAUGAGAAACUGCAACAGUUCUUCAACGAACGUAUUCUCAAGGAGGAGCAAGAGCUCUAUCAAAAGGAAGGGCUGGGUGUGAAUGAGGUGCAUUAUGUUGACAACCAGGACUGCAUAGAUCUAGUGGAAGCAAAGCUGACGGGAAUCCUGGACAUUUUGGAUGAAGAGAACCGUCUUCCGCAAGCCAGUGACCAACACUUUGCACAGGCUGUUCACAGCAAGCAUAAAGACCACUUCAGACUCACGGUUCCCAGAAAGUCAAAGCUGACCGUUCACAGGACUCUCCGAGAUGACGAAGGCUUUAUCAUCAGACACUUUGCUGGAGCAGUCUGCUAUGAAACAAUUCGGUUUGUGGAGAAGAAUAAUGAUGCCCUCCACAUGUCCUUGGAAAGCUUAGUUUGUGAAUCAAAAGACAAAUUUGUUCGAGAGCUGUUUGAGAACUCCAAUACCUCCAAGGACUCCAAACAGAAGGCGGGGAAGCUCAGCUUCAUCAGCGUUGGGAAUAAGUUCAAGACCCAACUGAACCUGCUGCUGGAGAAACUUCGUAGUACUGGUUCAAGUUUCAUCCGCUGUGUAAAACCCAAUCUGAAGAUGGUCAGCCACCAGUUUGAAGGAGCUCUUAUUCUCUCCCAGCUGCAAUGCUCAGGAAUGGUGUCGGUGUUGGACCUGAUGCAGGGGGGCUUCCCCUCCAGGGCUCCUUUCCAUGAGCUUUACAACAUGUAUAAGCAGUAUAUGCCGGAUAAGCUUACACGGCUGAAUCCUCGGCUUUUCUGCAAGGCUUUGUUCAAAGCUCUAGGAUUGAAUGAUAAGGACUUCAAGUUUGGACUGACACGGGUGUUCUUCCGCCCUGGAAAGUUUGCCGAGUUCGACCAGAUCAUGAAGUCCGAUCCAGACCACCUCGCAGAGCUGCUGAAGAAAGUCAACAAGUGGCUGUUGUGCAGCCUCUGGAAGAAGGUCCAGUGGUGCUGCUUGUCUGUCAUCAAACUUAAGAACAAGAUGAGUUACAGAGCUGUGGCCUGCAUCAAGAUUCAAAAGACUGUCCGCAUGUGGUUGUCUAAGAAGAAGCAUAAGCCACGAAUCGAUGGUAUGGUGAAGGUUCGAAGCCUGAAGAAACACAUGGAAAGGUUCAAUGAGGUGGUGAACGGGCUGAAGGAGGGAAAACAGGAGAUGGCCAAGCAAGUUCAGGAGCUGGCUGCCGCCAUAGAUGCUCUGUUAGCGAAGAUAAAGACCACAGUGAUGACCAGGAAGGAGAUCGACACGGAGUAUCAGGGACUGGUGAAACGUUCAGAGCAGCUGCUUGCUUCCAUGCAAAAGAAGAAGCAGGAGGAAGAGGAGAGAGAGAGGCUGAAAUGCAUCGAGGAGGAGAUGGAGAAAGAGAGAAAGAGCAGGGAGCAGGAAGAGCAGCGACGCAAACAGGAGGAAGAAGAGAGACGACUGAAAGCAGAGAUGGAGCUGAAAAGAAAACAAGAGGAGGAGGACAGAAAAAAGAGAGAGGAAGAGGACAAGGCUAUGCAGGCCGAGCUUGAAAUCCAAUUGGCUCAGGAACGUGAGGAGCAGGCCCAACGUGCUGCCGUACUCGAGCAGGAGAGAAGAGACAGGGAGUUAGCCAUGAGAAUCGCUCAGAAUGAGGCCGAGCUCAUAACUGAUGAAAGCCAGAUGGAUGCAGCCCUUCGCAGAGGUCCUCAGGUGCAGGCAACCAAAGCUGCUGCUGGUGUGAAAAAGUACGACCUUAGCAAGUGGAAGUAUGCUGAGUUGCGAGAUGUCAUCAACACAUCCUGUGACAUUGACCUGCUGGCAGCCUGCAGAGAGGAGUUUCACCGUCGUCUGAAGGUCUAUCAUGCAUGGAAGUCCAAGAACAAGAAACAAAAUGAUGACGGGAGCGAUCUGAGGGCUCCUAAAUGUGUCACUGACUAUGCUGAACAGAACCCAGCUCCUCCGAUGACGGCCCAGCAUCAAGAGGUAGCCAUGAACCGGCAGCAGCGUUAUUUCCGCAUUCCUUUUAUCCGACCCGCUGACCAGUACAAGGAUCCCCAGAAUAAAAAGAAGGGCUGGUGGUAUGCCCACUUUGAUGGGCCCUGGAUAGCCAGACAAAUGGAGCUUCAUCCAGACAAACGACCCAUCGUGCUGGUCGCAGGCAAAGACGACAUGGAGAUGUGCGAGCUGAGCCUGGAGGAGACCGGUUUGACCCGGAAGAGAGGGGCGGAGAUCCUGCCCAGGCAGUUUGAAGAAAUCUGGGAACGCUGUGAUGGAAUUCAGUACUUGAAGAAAGCCAUUGAGAACAAGCAGGCCCGCCCUACAUACGCUACCGCCAUGCUUCAGAACCUCCUCAAGUGAACCGCAACACACAAGAUAAGGGAAAAGUCAAAAGUUUGGUCUACGCCAUGAGACACAACACAACACUACACAGAGACAAAUAUAAAAGAUGCACAGUCAGGUUGCAGAACACUGCACCCACAGUAACCACAGACAAAGAUGCCCUAUACACACUCUUUCUGUAGACAAUUUAUGAUUUACUUUAUGCUGAUUAUUUUUAGAUUUUUAACAUUUCUUUACAGCUUGCGAUAGAACAUCUCAGUGAUGUAGCAUUAUGACUUGUGGAGGGUUUUCUCAAUCGAUGUUUGAAUAGAAUAUCCGACCGUGAGGCCUUAUAUUGCAAUAACAUUACAUCACAGAAGCCUUAAUUGGUGCAUAGCCUUUUUAGCUAUAAACCCAAAACCUUAAUGGUCUGCAAAAGCAACAAUAUAUUAGACAGAAUCAUGAAAACCUCAGCAGACAUGCUUUUAAGGGUCUAUAACUGUCUUCUAAUUCUUUAUGGGUUUUCUGAAUAUUACAACCAUAAUUGCCAUUUAGUGUCUAUAAAUAGCUGCGAUGUGGCUAUGAAUAAUUGCCCAUGCACUAGCGGCUCGUAUGAGAUGACAGUAAUGAAAAACACCACAUUUAUUUGUCAGAUUUGCCUAAAGUACUUAAAGGUGACAAUCAUGAAUACAAGGCCAUACAACCAAGAGUCAAAUUAAAUUCACUUUGUAUAGAUUAUGUGCAUCUAAUGUAAUAAUGUGAAAUAUCACAGGUCAAAUAUAGAAGACUGUAAUGUUAUAAGUCAUAUUCACAACUGCUCACAACACAGCCUAAUGAAGUAGGAUAUAUUUUUCUGGCAGAAUAACAAUAAGUUGAUUUAAUUAUUCAUUAACAAGCUCUGACAACUCAACGGAAUUUCAUGAAAAAAGGAAACUUCUUUUGUACUGUUGCUCAUUUGUUAUCUGAGAGGGAAUUGUUUUCAUGUUUGCAGUUUUCUGGGUUUGGGGUUGUUUUACAGACAGUCACUUGUGUGCGUGUGUGUGUGCUGUGUGUGUUUAUGUAGUAUUUUCUUAAGUUGAUUACUUGACUCCUCAGUUGGUUAUGCCAGGAAUGUUUCAGUCAUCUUAUUCAAGCGUCAAUCUUUGUUUAAAAUGUAGUAGUCAAGAGUAAUGUAACUAUUGAAUCACUCUUAUGUGUUUUUCUUUGGUUUUCUCUUGUAUGUUGGCCUUGAAACUGGAAGAUUGUAGAAAAUAAACAUAUUCCUGGA